AAGUAGUCACUGUCAAGGAAAACUUUUGUGUACAUCGACUUAUUAAAUCAAUAAUGAGAGUGAAAUACGCCGGAUUUAAUCUAUUUGGAUUGAUUUCUCAGAAUCAAUCCCUUAUAAAAUCGUUUACCGAGUUUAAGUACGACUCGUUAAAAACGCUACAUUUAACCCAUACCUUUGGAAUCGUACAAAAUGAUGAGUUAAAGAUGUUUUUGUACGGAUAUUUUGAUGAGAAAACUCAUCAAAACGUUGAAAUUAAAACGGGUUUAGGAAAAGUUGUUAAAAAAGUAUCCGUUUAUGAUAAUAAGAUGACCAUUUUGUUUGAAUGUGGUGGGGUUUAUAAUGUUAAUAUCGAUGGUGAUUUAAGCUUAAAUAAAAUCUCUGUAAAUAUAGAUGAGGAUGAUUGCAUCGUUGAUAUUUCUGCUGGUCCUGAUUUUAUAAUUGGAAUCACAAAAAAUGGAUUUGUUUAUGAUAUACCGAAUAAAUUAGAUUUUGUUAAUAAAGAGAUCGUUCAAGUUGAAACAGGAAGAGAACAUUGUAUUUUAUUAGAUAAAACUGGUAAUGUUUAUACAUUUGGAAGUGGAAGUAAAGGACAAUUAGGUCAUGGUGAUUUAACCAAUAAGGAUAACCCAGUCCUAGUUGAAGCAUUGGCAGGAAUAAAAAUUGAUAAGAUUGCGGCCGGUGGGUGGCAUUCUUGUGCUUUAAGCGACUCCGGGGACAUGUACACUUGGGGGUGGAACCAAGACAAUCAACUUGGUUUAUUUGAAGAUAAAGAUGUAGAUAAAAAGGCUGUUGUUGGAACCCCAGAACCCGUCAAUUUUCCUGACUUUGAAGCUAGUGUUGAGGACAUUGCUUGUGGGACAAGACAUACUGUAGCUUUGUUAGGAAAUAAACUAUAUGGGGCUGGAAUGAAUAAAUACUUUCAAUUAGGUAACAAUAAAUCCAAUGAUGAGACUGCAAUGAAAUGUUUGUAUGAGGCUGAUGGAGAUGUGUUGGAUUUAAUUUGUGGUCCAUGGAGUACAGCUAUUUUAAUGUCUGAUAAUAAAACAGAUGCUGAAGAAAAUGUGUCAUAAUAUAUUGUUAUAAUUUUAUUGUACUUAGAUUUAUUAUAUUGUUGUUAUUAA
Messenger RNA from Onthophagus taurus, 1121 nucleotides. Its product is annotated as RCC1 domain-containing protein 1. Lineage: Eukaryota; Metazoa; Arthropoda; Insecta; Coleoptera; Scarabaeidae. The record is from RefSeq and is a predicted model, not a curated record.